This is a messenger RNA of Eufriesea mexicana, 1544 nucleotides long. RefSeq lists its product as uncharacterized. The transcript is spliced from 7 exons. Gene Ontology annotation, biological process: negative regulation of cell migration. Lineage: Eukaryota; Metazoa; Arthropoda; Insecta; Hymenoptera; Apidae. The record is from RefSeq and is a predicted model, not a curated record. The coding region runs from base 343 to 1536 and encodes 397 amino acids. Gene Ontology annotation, cellular component: Sin3-type complex.
CCUGUAUUGAAAAGUUUUAUCGUGUAAUAUAAAGUGGGGAUUCGUGAGAUUAUGGACGCCCCCUAGUAGCAUACGUGCGUCACAGCUCGUAGCGUCUUGCACGUAUACACUGUCAAGCCGAAAUCGCGGUGUUAGUUACAGAACUGGCAACGAAUCGAUGUAAACAAGUAUAAUAAAGAUGGUGACGAUCAGUGGUUUUUUCGUCAUGACAAAUUAUCGCGAUUGAACUUUUUACAUGCUUUUUCAUACUGUACGGAUAGAACGGAGCUAAUUUCGACUACUGUCACGAUCAUCGAAACAUGCUGUUUUCAGUAAAGAAGCAGUCUGAAAAUAACGUGCAAAAUGUUUAGUUUUCAUAAGCCAAAGGUCUAUCGAUCUAGUACUGGAUGCUGUAUUUGUAAAGCCAAAUCAAGCAGCUCAAGGUUUACAGACAGUAAAAAGUAUGAAGAUGAUUUUAUGGAAUGUUUUCAACUUGAAGAAAGAAGAACUGGGGAAAUUUGUAAUGCGUGUGUACUUUUAGUAAAAAGAUGGAAAAAAUUACCUGCAGGAAGUAACCGCAAUUGGAGACAUGUUGUAGAUGCACGUGCAGGGCCUGGUAUCAAAUCACUAACGAAAUUUAAAUCAAAAAACAAAAAGAAAAUAAAAGAUGUACCAGAAAGGUUUGAAAAGAUUAUGAAAAAGAAACACAUGUAUUUAAAAACUGAUAGAGAUCGAGAACAAAGCCCAGCAAUGAGUGAUGAUUUAACAGAAGAUUAUUUGAAUGGAAAUGGUAGUAAAGGUUCAAGUCGAGCAGGUAGUCCUAUAGGUAGUGACGAUAUUCCAGUAACUGAAAAACAAUUAGAUAUGCAAGAUGACCCAGAAUCAAAGGAUGACUUAACUGUUAAUGGUUUUAUUGAUUUAACAUAUUUCAAACGGGAGAUAAUUUGUUGUGGAACAAUAUUUAAAGGUCCAUAUGGAGAAGUAAUAGUAGAUCCUUCAUUGAUAAAACCUUGUAUUGGUUGUAUAGCUAGACAGCAACGACAACAACAAACAAAUGCAUUAAGUUGUAGUCCUGUGCAUAGUUCUGCAUCUGCCAGUCCUGUUCACAGUUCUGCAUCUGCUAGUCCUGCUCAUAGUGUAGAGUCUGGUACAGAAACAACAGUCUCUAAGCAAGCAAGUAAAACAUUUAGUGACUCAUCUUCAGAUUCUGGCUAUGAUGAGUCUUCCAACCAAGGAGUUGGUGAGAGUAAAAUUACCAAAAUUAUUCAAAAUACAAGUGCUACUAUAAAACCAGCAGUUAAGAUACAACCAUUGAAAAGUGUUCAGUUAAAAGCUAUACCAGUGUCGGAAGCUGUCAGGUUAAAAACAGAUGUGCCAAUUAAAUUGGUACCUAUAAAACAAAUUGAUCAGUUAUCUUGUAAGCCAUUAUCCUUAGUUUCUUCUGCUAAUGUUACUUUAAGCAGUAGUACUUCACACUCCAUCGUUACCGUCCCAAGUAAUCCACUUGUCGAUUUUGCCAUGCACGCAGCCUCUUCUAGGCAAUCAGUCUCUAAUUAAUGUCAGUC